GUUUCAAAAGGUUCCACUACGAGUCUUUGGUGUUGUUGACUAAACGGAAAGGCACCAAGUGACACAAGUUUUUGAAUUACUAUGAAGCACCAUAAGAUACUGAAUAAAAAAGGAAGUACCGUUCUUGUCAAGUAGCUUGUACGCGAGAUUAUACAUUUCCUUUCUUCCCUUCUUUCUACCUCUACUUCUACCUCUAUCUUCCUCACAAACAUGAUCUUAAACGCAUCAAGUGUAAUCGUGUGUGCCUUCAGUUUUGUGUAUACUUGCUACAUUUUGUGUAGCUUGACCUACUUUUUAUCAAGCCACGAUAACGGAGAUGCAAACCCUCGUGUAGAAUCAGGUGACAACGUAGCAGGAUCAACCCUGUGGUCCAUGCUAAAAGAUGUGUCAUAUCUGACAAUUUUUGUCCUGCAACAUUCAAUCAUGACAAACAACUUCACCGAGCGUAUCCUGCGCAGUCUGCACAUCGAGCACCUCGACAGAAGUAUUUACAAUGCUUGCAGCUCUGCGAGUCUUCAUCUUUUGAUCAGUGGAUGGCAGCAGACUCCAACCGCGCUUUGGAAAAUUGAUGCUUCCAACAAUCUGAUCUGGAUGUUAUUUUCUGGUGUUCACGUGUUUGCUUGGAGCAUUAUUUAUAGCGGAUGUAUCAUGAUGGACAUUGCGGAGCUCUCUGGAGUCAAGCAAGUGUGGUACGCGACGUAUGGAAGGAUCAGCCCGUUGAACGCAAAGUCCAAAGAGCUGCGCAGAUACAUGAAGCACAUGAGACAUCCCAGUUUCACUGGAUUUCUUAUCAUUUUAUGGAUUCACCCUUUCAUGACCAUCGAUCGAUUAUUAAUGGCCACUAUAUUGACGGUGUACAUGGCGUUGAUGUGGACCAUAGAUUCCAAGGAUUACGAUUAUCAUAUGAGAUACUUCAAACAGAAACAGAUAGAACUGUCCUAACUUUACAUUCGUUACUUUUCUCAAUAUUCCCAUGACUUUCAUGUUACUAACACUACAUUACUUGUAUGUAUUUAUUUAUUUAUUGUUGCUUGAGAGAAUUGACAAUCUCUCCAUGUAUCGACAUUGAAGUUUUGAAAUGUAUUCUUUCCUUAGGAAGGAGAUGGGAAAAUAUAUGCACGCAAUAUGCUUGGCUUGACUUGACGUGGUCCCAACGUGUUUCCUCCAAUUAAGCAACCCUGUUUACGACAAUCAGAUAAAGAUUUUCGACCCGCUCUCGCUGAGAAACUUUCAGAGGUCGUUUCCUCUAUUUAUAGAUGAAACUAUUCGCGGAAACUCUUGAAUCUUUUUAUAGCUUACUCCAAGGAGCAGGCGGACCUUGGCAUAGUCGAAUCGGGAUUCCAAAGGGAAUUAAGCAUACGUAUCAAGCAUCGCUCUUCGGAGAUCGAAUCUUACGCCGCUAAUUAAUCAUGCUUGCAGCAAAGGACAAUAAGGUAUGGUAUUCGUUUGGAUUGCACGAAAAAGAAGCAGUGUAGGCGUGUUCUCGUGUCUAUCACGGUCACCGAAUCAUGGCCUGAUAAGAUUGCGCGAACUACAGUUUCAGCCAUUAUCAUGCGUAUGGAAGCAAGAGAUAUUUGUAUGCUUUAUCACGAGAAAUGUACGAAAUUACGAAGGUAUCACCUACUCAGCUCUUAGCCAUCCGUAAGCUUGUCCGACUCGAUUCGUAGCACCUGUUUCAAGCAGCUUGUUUACGUAUUUACGUACACACAUAAAUCACGUUUAUGAUUUAUCCAUAUUUUGUUUAUUCAUUUAUAAUUUGCAAUUUCAAUUAAUUCAUACAUUCACUCGCUUUGGCAUCUCUAUUAAAAAUCUUUGAAAAUUUAUCGAAUCUCCGGGAAUUUACACAAAGUCGAGAAGUGUCUUUCGUGAAAUUCCGUUCAACAUGAUGAGACCUGGUUCGGCGUGAUCGUUGUCUUUGGAAUCCUGACGACAUCUUUACCUGACAGUAUUAGAAACUUUAAUCUCAAUCUAAUGCUGCCCGGUAAGAUGUAAACAGAUACUCCGUUCGCCAGAGUGCGCGGCCAGGUUGCCCUCUUCUUCACAAUCGCAAUUUCUUGUAUUUCCAACCUGUUUGUUAGCGCGACGAAUAGGAUUUACAGCCGUCAAUCGCAGGGAAGGAAAGAGGAAAGGUGAUAAUACUUGUUUUCUUUCUUCUUGCUACUGGCUUUUUUGCAGUAUCGGUAUUCUCUUCCUCUGGAUUCCGUCCAAUGUACCUACGUACAAAUCAACCAAGAUUACAUAAAAUUAAGUCAUGAAAUUAAGUCAUGAAAAAAUCGGAAAAGAUAUAAGUCAGUCUCCGAGUUUUCUUCUUUCCUUUUCCUUUUUUUUCUCUCGCCGCGCUUUGUACCAGAUAACGACGCAGCGUUGCUCUUUUUUCUCGCCGCUCAUUCACUCGCGCACAGCCACGUUUAAAUAUUAAAAUGAGGAUUCGAACGAGAGACCGACGAUACCUGCAUUUAUACGCAGAUGUCGUCAUAUCGAUUUUGUGAAAGUGAGUUCCGGACUGAUGGUCGCACCAGUGUAGUUUCUUUUAAACGAGAAAACGUUUAAAGUUGGUCAAUCAAAGAGUUGAAAGUUUACACGUUCAAACACCACACAUACAGUUAAAUAAAGUAUAUAAAGGACAACUGUUUUUCGAUAAAACGCCGUUGUUUUAUUUGUUUUAUUUGAAUCUUGAAACAAGACUUGCAAAGAUGAGCGUCGAUCGCACGAUACCACUUUGCCACAGCUGGCAUCGUAUGAUUAAUUGUCGUAUCAGCAUCUCUUUAUGCUACUGGUCUGCAGACUGAUAUCCAUAAUGAAUAUAAUACGCCACUUGGAGAUGGCUGCCGCGAUCUACUCGCAAUUUAUUCGCAAAUAAUCUUUGUCCGUGCUGUAACCGUGAUCCGUUUGAUCGCUUCAGAGUUGUUGAAUCGUCCGUUUGAUGAAAAUGAUACUCUUGCCUCGUGAUUACAAUCGUGCGCGUUGUCAAGAAACAUAUAACAGAAAGCGAAUAAAACUAUAACAAAGUUCAGGCACAUUAUCGUAGCAUAGCAUGCCUUUGAUACAUCCAACGAGAUAUUCAACGAACGCUAUCGAAAAACACUUGUUCAAGUCGAAAUCAAUCUGUAUCAAUAUAUCGGAUCGAUAGAUUGAUAAUCUUGGCAUCGACGUUCAUGAGAACGAAGAGUAUACAACUUGGCUGAAAAUUCUGAUAAAGCAUGCCGAAAGCUCCCUUUUUAAUUACGCCAAUGAACGGACUCGUUGUACAAUACGUUAAUUAAUCGCAACGAGAAGCAAGAUGUUAAACGCGCUCUCUCUCCCUCCUUUUUUUCACGGAAGACGUGGACACUGAAAAUAAUCUGAUUAGAGGUAUCUUGGAGUAGAAAAUACUCACGCGAGCAUCUGUUGGUUGCUUUUCGACGGAUAUUUCAAACAUCUGGUGUGACGUAUUAGAAUUGACUCUUAAUCCAAGUGUUUUUCUGAAUUUUCCGAAAUAGUACGCCACACGAUCUCUUGGCACCAGUUUCGGAUUAUUCGGUGUGCUGCAGCAGCAAGGUAUUGAGCGGAGUGCCGUUUGGCAGGGCCAACACCUGAAAACUCAAAUGGAUUCCUAAAAUUCUCUCGGCGCUGAUGCAUCUUUCAUCGUUAGUCCUAGUUGAAACUGGAAAUGCCAGUCGGAGUAACGGAACACCCGUAUCAUAAAGGAGCCGAGGAAUCUGCCCGCGACACCCGUCGCGCGAGUCGCUCGAAGAAGAUGGAUGCUGGAUGUGGAAAUGUCGACUUGUUAUGAAACACGAGUCACGCGGCUGCUGCGACUCCAUGUUUGUUGCAGAUGCAAAUGAAGCGUGUUGGUCAACAUGUAACGUAUCAUGCGAAUGACAUGCAUCAAGGUGCGCAAACCACUCGAUGGAUCUCGAUGGAUCUCGAUGGAUCUCGAUGGAUCUCGCGGGUUCGAGGCUACACCGAAAUCUUUUAUCGCCAAGAAAGAGAAAAAGGAGACGCGAGUAAACGACUCUGCGAUAUCGAUUGCCGUUUCAUGCUUUCUGUCGUCGUGUACGUCGUACGUAAAUUGUGCACUACUGUACGAUGAAUCACCCGACGGAGAGGGGAGGGAUUUCGUGUGCAACGUCUUUGCCGCUUUUCAAAGACGCGCUUUGGCAAAACCAGCGAGGAGGAGGGAACUGAUCGGAUAUGGAAGAGCGAGAGGGAUCAAGGAAAGCAGCACGCGUGUAAACCGUGCACGCAUACGCACACGCACACGCACAAAAAAGGCGGAGGGAGUCGACGAGCGCAAACCGAGAGGAUACCGUUGCAUAAGCUAUAUUUAACCGCACCUGCUGGCGCCAAACUAUCCGCGCUCGUUCGCGCAUGCGCUAUACGUGGCGCUGUGGCUUUCGACGCGACACGUUUAACGCGUUUCGAGCGAGCGAGCGAGUCGCGGCCGUCGCGGCAGCUCCUUCAUCCGGCGGAGGAUAAGGGCGUGUUGCCGCACCGAGCCACGCGCGCUUCAGCGAGUGACGAUUCUGUCACAACUGCCCUAAAGAGAAAAGUAAUGUUACCAUCCAGCCAGAGGGGAUGAAUCACUGGACGAUCCUGAUGAGAUAAGGGAUGAUUUUAGCGAAAUUGUCUUUCGGAUCGUAAAUAGGCAUGACAUCACCAUCGGCCAAAGCCUAUCGAAAUAUUUAGCAUCUGGGCCUAAACAUCUUGCCUAAUUUAAUUUAUCAUAUUUAAUUAACUAGGUAAUUAAUAUAGAGAGAUUAGAAGAGAUUACAAUACACAAAAGGGAAUACAGAAACAAAAUGAGCGAAAAAGAGGCGGAUAAAAGUUGCAGCUAGAAGAAAGCAUUAUAUGAGUAUUAUCAUCAUUAGGCGAAUAUUAUAAAUCAAAUUUGUUAAUGUCCUCUAAAGAAGAAGAAAUUUAAAUUUAAUCACAUUUAAAUAUUAAAGCAAUUUUGAUAAUUUAUUAAAAUAGCUUCGUUAGAAUGAGCUUUUAGUCCUUUACGAAUUCUUUUCCGCAAUAAAGACUGUGCGCGCAAUAUAAUGGAAUAUUGUAUAAUAAUAUGAUUAUCAUAAAAAUGUUUGACACGAUUGAAAAUGAUAAUGUAUCGAAGAACGCGAGAAAUAAUAGAAAUGUACUCGUGAUGGAGCAACGAACAAGGGUGUUGCGUUGGCACGCGAGUGACAUGUCACGGGAAUGACCCCAGAAAAGCGCCGUAUCGUGAUUAAUUUAAUUAAACAUCACGGCACCAACUACUAUUGGGUGUGCCGUCUGUUUGAGAGAAAUUUGACCGCGAUACGUGGGUCGAAAAAUAUUCCAUCUUGUUAAAUGUAAUGACAAGUUUCUCACUCUAUUCAAUUUGACAGUCAUCUUCGUUUGAGCGUCUGCUGCGAGGCUCGACUUUGAUUCAACUGUAUCUGAAUUAAUGUAACAAUUUUCGUUUAUAGAUAUAGAUAAAUUAUGGAUGAAAUAUCGCAGAAACAUGCAAGUGAGGCUAUUAAAUAAAUGAAUUAAAAAUGACGAUAAAGAUAGUAAGCUCAAAUUAGAUCUUUAUUAAGGAAAAGUACAGUACUGGAUAGAAAUAAACAACAGCUCCAGAAUGUACAACGAUAUAAAUCGGAAAUUGCUAUGGUUAUGGUUAUAAAGAGUAUCGAUUCAAUUUUUAUCUCUGCGAGCGUUUUUGUUUUGUCUUUCUUUAAUAAUUAAAGUUUAAUUACAGUAAAGACAGAAACAUAACAUCGAAAUUUUUCUGGGAGAAUCACGUUAGAGCUAUGUGGUGACCGCGUUAUCUCGCGAUUGCGUAAUUGAUAACGAGUUGUACUCCGAGCCGACAUCGUGUCAAAAACACUAAUGUUGCAAGUCACUCGUACUUACAUGUAUCUCGCACUAUUGUUACGCACUUUACGCAAAAAAAAAGAAAGAAAUGCGUUGCAAAAGAGAAACCAGUAUUAAAUAAAUCAAAUAUUUUCCACCUUCA
Messenger RNA from Ooceraea biroi (clonal raider ant), 5956 nucleotides. Its product is annotated as nurim homolog. Gene Ontology annotation, cellular component: nuclear membrane. The record is from RefSeq and is a predicted model, not a curated record. NCBI's taxonomy places the organism in Eukaryota, Metazoa, Arthropoda, Insecta, Hymenoptera, Formicidae.